This is a messenger RNA of Leptopilina heterotoma, 2906 nucleotides long. It is a transcript of the gene Mcm3, whose product is annotated as DNA replication licensing factor Mcm3. The coding region runs from base 252 to 2720 and encodes 822 amino acids. Gene Ontology annotation, cellular component: nucleus; MCM complex. The transcript has 12 exons. Gene Ontology annotation, biological process: double-strand break repair via break-induced replication; mitotic DNA replication initiation; DNA strand elongation involved in DNA replication. Lineage: Eukaryota; Metazoa; Arthropoda; Insecta; Hymenoptera; Figitidae. Gene Ontology annotation, molecular function: single-stranded DNA binding; single-stranded DNA helicase activity; ATP binding. The record is from RefSeq and is a predicted model, not a curated record.
GGUUAUUCCCGCCAAAAAGGUCGCGUUCUUUCUAUUUUAACAAUCUAAAUCAUUUGAAGUUACCGUUACUAAUCUAAUUAUUUGACUGUGUUAUUGAUAACGUCAAUAACCAAAAAUUGUCUGUACAAAUUUUUUAAUUUAUUGUAUAUAUUAAUUUGUAUAAUUGUAUUUUUUCCAAGCAGUAAAUUGCGAGAUACAAUUAAGAAUCAAUAUUUAAUAGAAUAACAACUGUUAAUUAAAAAAUAACAACCAUGGAUCAACACGAAUCUGAUCAACAAAUUAAAAUCCUUGAGCGGGAGUAUUUGGAAUUCCUGGACGAUGUGGAAUACAGCGAAAAAUAUACGAAUCUUGUGAAAAAUAUGAUCGAGGAAAAUAAACGUAGAUUGUAUGUGAAUAUCAAUGAUCUACGUAAAAGAAAUCCAAAACGUGCCGCAAGUUUACUGGAAAAUUCAUUUGAAGAACAAAUGGCAUUUGAAAAUGCACUGAAACAAUUUACAUCUUCAAUUGAUCCAGAUUUUGCAAAAUCAAAUAAAGACGUAUUUGUCGGAUUUGAAGGAAGUUUUGGUAGUAGACACGUCACUCCCAGAACUUUAACUUCGAGAUUUUUGGGAAAUCUCGUAUGUUUAGAGGGAAUUGUUACGAAAUGUUCAUUAGUAAGACCAAAAAUUGUACGAAGUGUUCAUUUUUGUGAGGCAACGAAAGCAAUUACUGAUAGAGCGUACAGCGAUUUAACGUCAUAUGAUGCUUAUCCUGCAUCAGCAGUUUAUCCCACAACGGAUGAAGACGGAAAUGCUCUGGAAACACAGUAUGGUUUAUCGACAUAUAAAGAUCAUCAGACUCUGUCUAUUCAAGAAAUGCCCGAAAGAGCACCGGCUGGACAAUUGCCACGUAGUGUUGACAUUGUUUGUGAUAAUGAUUUGGUUGACGUUUGUAAGCCAGGUGAUCGAGUGCAAAUUGUUGGAAAUUACAGGUGUCUUCCUGGAAAACAAGGAGGAUACACCACUGGCACUUUUAGGACAAUUCUUAUUGCCAACAGUAUUAGUUUAUUGAGUAAGGAACAAAAUUUGACGAUUUCCUCCGAAGAUUUGACAAGGUGUAAGGAAAUGUCGAAGAACAAGAAAAUUAAUAUGUUUCAACUUUUGAGUAAAUCAAUGGCACCUUCGAUUUAUGGUCAUGAUUUUAUAAAGAAGGCAAUUUUGUGUUUAAUGUUGGGAGGAACUGAAAAAAAUUUACCAAAUGGCACGAGACUUCGAGGAGAUAUAAACGUUCUGUUAAUUGGCGAUCCAUCAGUGGCAAAAUCACAACUUCUUCGUUAUGUACUGUGCACGGCUCCGAGAGCAAUUCCAACAACCGGUAGAGGUUCGUCAGGUGUUGGUUUAACAGCUGCAGUGACAUCGGAUCAGGAAACAGGCGAGAGACGCUUGGAAGCGGGCGCUAUGGUUUUAGCCGACAGGGGAGUAAUUUGUAUCGAUGAAUUUGACAAAAUGUCUGAUAUCGAUAGAACUGCUAUUCACGAAGUCAUGGAACAGGGAAAAGUGACAAUUGCAAAAGCUGGAAUUCACGCGAGUUUAAAUGCCCGCUGCUCUGUAUUGGCAGCCGCUAAUCCUGUUUAUGGAAGAUACGAUCAAUAUAAAACACCAAUGGAAAAUAUUGGUUUACAAGAUUCCCUUUUGUCACGUUUCGAUUUACUCUUCGUCAUGUUGGAUAUUGUGGACACUGAUCAGGACAAUGUCAUCAGCGAUCACGUUGUACGUAUGCACAGAUAUAGAAAUCCAUCUCAACAGGACGGUGAAGCUUUACCAUUCACAAGUAGUUUGGACGUAUUGAGUACACAAAAUCCCGAUGCUCCUGAAAUUGAGGAAAGAGAAACUUCCAUCUAUGAGAAAUAUGAUCCCCUUCUUCAUGGAAGUUUACGUUCAAGAAAGGACAAAAUACUAACUAUGACUUUCAUGAGAAAAUACAUUCACAUUGCGCGUUGUAUAAAACCAAGAUUAACCGAGGAGGCAAGUAAAGUUAUUGCCGAUGAAUACGCAAAACUUAGAUCUGAAGAUUUAAUGGAAUCCGACGUGGCUAGAACUCAACCAAUAACUGCACGUACACUCGAAACUUUGAUUCGUUUAUCGACUGCCCACGCGAGAGCUCGUCUUUCGAAUACUGUGGAAGAACGGGAUGCAAAUGCGGCUAUUCAAUUGGUGCAAUUUGCCUAUUUCAAGCGUAUUUUGGAGAAGGAGAAAAAGAAGCGCAGAAGGCAGGAGAAUGAAGAAAGUUCGGGCGAUGAAGGCGUUGAUGAUGAUGAUAACAAUGAAGAUAGUACAAGGAGACCGAAGAGAACUAGAAAAAAUCCCGGUGAACCAGGUUAUGAUCCAUAUGAUAUUGAUAAUGAUGUGGAAUCUCAAGCUGAGGAGUCACAAAGAGUAACGCGUGCAGAAACAACAAAGGAUCAAGUUUCCCCCACUGAAGCAUCAUCUGCUGAACCAACGACUAUGGAAAUUGAUGAACCUGUUGAAAUUAAUGUCGAAAGACUCCAAGUAUUUAAAACUUUAUUGAAUCGACUGUUUACCGAACAACAUGCACAAGCAUUGCCAGUUGACACAAUUCGUGAAUUUGUGAAUUCCAAACAAAGUAUCGAAUUCACUCAAGGUGAGUUUAAAGCAGCUAUUGAUAAAAUGACAAACGAAAAUCAAAUAAUGGAAGCUGAUGGUCAAGUUUUUCUUAUUUAAUUUUUGUAAUUUUUAAUUUUUUCCCCCUGUCUUGUUUUUAAAAAAUGUAUUUUUCACUAAACGAUCUCAUUCAAAAAUUUCUAAUUCUUUGAUUCGAAUAGAAAAAUGAAAGAAGUGAAAAUCAAUUUUUAUGUUUACGUAAAAGAUAAAUGUACCUAUUAAAAAGUUUUAGAUAAUCCAAAGUGA